GGAGCACCGGUAACCUUCCGCUGAAAGAGCUCUUUGUGGUGGCUUUGUUCGAUUGGAUAGUGGCGGUGAAGAGAAAGUGAGUGUUUGUUCUGUAAAGAAUUGUGUUGUGCGAUCGAAUCGAUCGGUGAGUUUGUGCAUUCAUUCAUUGUGUCUACACACAAGUGCCAUUGAGACGCUGUUACGCAAAGUGCUGUGAGCUGCGUGAUAGGGUGAAGAAUUAGGAACGCGAACGGAAUUACUACAAGUGCCACAGAAUGAUGCAGCCAUUAAAGUUGUUGUUUGUGCUGUUAGCGUCCAGCGCAUCAGUGCGAGCCUUCUGGUGGUCUAGCCCAUCGAAUGAUCCACCGGUGGCCAGCAAACAGGUGCAGUACGUCCGUGCUUUUACCUACCAACCGGUGGCGUUUCCAGCGCACUCUCUCCUGACACCGCCAGCGCCGUACAAAUUCAUCCAGGCCAGUCCGGCGGCCAUUAUACCGACGGCCAAACAGAUCAACCCGGUACAGCCCACCAGCCAGCAGCCCGUUCAGCCCGUACAGCAGCAGAGCAGCAGUAGUCCGUUCAGUAGCUUCUUCGGCAGUGCUUUCGGAGGGUUUGGUCAACCCGGUAGCAGUAAUUCCGUCUUGGGAGUUGAUCGGUCGAACUCCAUCUCCUCAGUCCCAUCGUACCAGCAGCAGCAGCAGCAACAGCAGCAGCAGAUGCACCAGCAGCAACAGCAACAACAUCAGCAACAAUUACAUGAAGUGCCGAGCGGAAACCAAGGACUACCUCCGGCGGCCGCCUUCUACCAGGGCCAGCAGCACCCGAGCAAGUAUCCGUACUUCACGAUGGACCAGGUGCAGUACCUGUCCGGGCUGCCUUCCAACACACCGCAGACACCGCAGGUCCAGUUUGUGCCCUGCAUGUGCCCGAUCGCGGUCAACGUGCAGAGCAACCAUGCGGAGCUCGCCGACAAGCGGUUAGACGAAACGACCACGACCGACGCGGAAGUGGUCGUGCCGAGCGGUGAAAGUGAAAAGUGA
Molecule: messenger RNA, 1019 nt
Organism: Anopheles arabiensis
Lineage: Eukaryota; Metazoa; Arthropoda; Insecta; Diptera; Culicidae
Product: vacuolar protein-sorting-associated protein 36-like
Exons: 4
Coding region: 255-1019 (254 amino acids)
Source: RefSeq, a predicted model, not a curated record